UUUACUUUCAUUUAAAUAGUGCAGGAUACAUUGGCAGGAGUGUACUUUCAUUUUAUUGCAGAAACUACAAUUUCGCCAGACCAGGGGUAAAUUUCUGAUUACCCAUCCAUUGUUCCAAGGGUGAUAUUAUACUGGCUCACCGGCAGUUUCGUGCAGGAGUGGGCAUGGCCAGGAUGAUGGAUAACUGCCAUGGCUGUGAGGCAGAAUGGAAAUGAGGCAUGACUGGGAUGCCAUGCAUAUUAGCCCAUGACGGUAUGCAUAUAAUGAAUGCAGUUUUCAGGGAAGACAUAAUCUACAUGGGAACACCAAAAUGAUAAAAAAUUGAAAACGUGCCAUAAGCUGUGAUACCUAAAGCUACAAUAGAAAGUGAGAAUGACGUUAUUGUUGAAGAAGAAGAAGAUAUCAUUAGCAGUGGCUAUUUUCAGCAGCUUGACACUCGUAUGGUACAUGUACAUGAAUAAGGUGCCUUUGAUUUCUGAUAUAAAUUUAAUGGAGCUCUAUAACUAUGAUCCAGUUCAUACACAUAAUUUUACAUUUCUCAUUAAUAGACCUUUGAAAUGCAAUGGCAGCUCACCAUUUCUAAUAAUUUUUGUUGCCUCAAAGCCUAGUAACAUACUGCAAAGAAAUGCUAUAAGAAUAACCUGGGGCUCAAGUAAAACCUGGUGGGGACAUCAGGUUUUAAUAUUGUUUUUACUUGGCAAGGAUAUUGAAGCUGGAACUAGUCAAUCAGUGGUAAAACAGGAGAGUGAGCAGUUUGGAGAUGUAAUACAACAAGAUUUCCAUGAUAAUUACAACAACCUUACAUUGAAAACAAAAAUGGCAUUUAGGUGGCUUUCUGAGUUUUGUCCAAAUGCAAAAUACAUGAUGAAAGCAGAUGAUGAUGUUUUUGUAAAUGUUAGAAAUUUAGUGGGGUUUCUAUUGUCUACAAAUAUGUCAGAGAAUCUGUACUCUGGAUAUCCAUUCUUCAGAAAUGUACCACACAGAGGUUUUUUCCAAAAAAUAUACAUCUCCUAUGAGAGUUAUCCUUAUCCAGUAUACCCUCCUUACUGCAGUGGACUUGGGUAUGUACUGUCUGCAAACUUAGUCCUAAAACUUUAUGAAAUAAUGAAUCAUAUCAAACCAAUACGAUUUGAAGAUGCAUACGUUGGACUUUGUUUAUAUCUGUCAAGAACUAGCAUAAAGAUCUUACCCAACAGUCAUUUCCAUUUAUAUAAGGUCAAGUUUGAUGUCUGCAAAUAUAGAGAAGUGAUUGCUGUUCAUGGUGUAACACCGAAAGAGUUGAUUACCUUCUGGGAGCAGCUUAAAUUAAAGAACAGUGAUUCUUGCUGAAGAAGAAAUGCAGUAUUUCACUCAGAAUCUGGAUUACAAAUUAAGAGAAAGGUGGUUGAUCGUACACAUGUUUAUAUAAACUACGUUAUGAUUUACUGGCCACUUCUUGAAGAUUUGCAUGACUAAAGUGGCAGAGGUUGAGAAAUGGUAUACUGCCACAUCUCUGUGAUAGAAUUUCCUGGGCAUUCUACACCUCAUGGUUCAAAGACUGCUCAGAGCUUGUUACUUUUGGUGCCCUCACUUAUUUUCCACAAGCCUUACACCGCACCCCUUCCAAGCACUACUUAAGUAAUGGCACGCUGUGGAACAAAGUGCAAAGUUGUGAUGUGAUAAUUACUGUAUCAGUACAACACUGGCCAUCUACACACUGGUGCUUAGUAAACUUCUUUCUCAUCUGUGUAACAGUGCAGUCCUUGUAAUUUUGAGCCAUCAGGCAUACAUCUACUAAUAAAACUGGCCACAUUUUAAUUUAGCCUAUUUGAUAAACUGUUUUGUGAUUUAACAUUAACAGUAAUCAAGCUCCUGAAGGCUAACAUUUACACAUCAGUAAAAUAUGUAGUUUAAGUAAAUGCUUUCACAAGCAAGCAUGUCCAGGUGUAUAUUCCCCAUUUAGGAGACUUUAUUUCCACACACUCUGCCUUAUUUAAGCAUUCUGAGAUUGCAGAACAUUCCAGAGUGAUGAUCUUGGAAUUGUUAUAUAUAUAAAGCCAGAAAGUAUUUAAGUAUGAAGGUAGACUGAUAAUGUAAUCUAGAAUAGCUGUACGUUUGCUGCACUGGAAUUUGACCUUUUAGUACUUUUAAUGCAUUAUUACUUUCAGAUUACUAUUUUUAGAUUUUACACCGUUUGGACCUGAUAAGAUAAAGUAGACUGAUAAAAAUGGAUACUUUUUGAUCCAUGAUGAAAUGGGUACCUACUGUCUUAUGUUCUCAGAAGUCAGUACUAUAUUUUCUCCCCUCAACCUGCAUCCCCAUGUAGGAAAUAUGUCCCUGGGUUCAUAUGAUUUGCCAGAUGUGGUCAAUCAUUGGGUCAACAGAGUUAGUUCCUGAAUACAGUACUGGAAGAUGCUUACCUCUACAUUAGUGGUUCGUUAGUUCUGAAACAGUAUUAGUGGAUGGUUAGGUAAAAUAUAUCUUGACUGUUGUGCCAAAGAAUUAUUCUUUGUUAUAACUGUGAAUGAAUGCAUCUGUGUCAUGUCUUAGUAAGUAAGACAAAGAUUAAGUGCUGUGAAGACGUAUGCCAAUAAAAUAAGUCUUAUGAGCUAGUAAAUAAAUCAGAUUAAUAACUUUACCAACAUGUAGCUGUCAGACUUAUUAAAAUCUAUAUUUUGCAUGAUUUAAGGGAUUGCUUAUUGUAAGGAUUUGAGAUCACACAAAAAAGACAUUAGUUCAUUGUUAUAUUUGUUCCAUGCUAAAUGUAUUUUGUCUUCAGGUAAGCAUACUCAGGAUAUUUGGAAUUGUAUGUGGUCUUCCAGAGUACAGCUCCCUCUUAUCCAUGAGUGUCGCUCUCUCAAUCCCUGAAAUCACAUGCUUAAGAAAAACACCCAUUUAACCACACAGUCUGAAAAAAAUAGACAUUUAAAAAAGUUUGAUCAGAGAACGGGUUGUCAUAUUAACUCUGAGUUAUAUAUAUAUAUAUAUAUAUAUAUAUAUAUAUAUAUAUAUAUAUAUUAGUUAUGAUGCAUCCAUUUAUUGUGGGGUGGGGUAUCAGUGGUGAGGUACUGAAGGGUGGAAAGGAGGCAUUCAUAGUUGACUGUAUCAAACGCCCUAGGGUUCAUCAAAUUUAGUAAAAUUGGACACUUUUGCACAUAUUCAUGUCUUUAUGCAUAGACAUAUGGUUACACAUUGUAAUGUUUGCAAAGCAAGUUAAUUGAAAUACUAGCUAUAACUACAGUUCUGAGUAUGUAUUUGAUAUGCACAUCUUAUACUAUUAAUUUGACAAAAGCACAACAAGUUGGUGAUCCUGUUGUGUAGAUACAUGCAGAAACAUUUUCAGGACUAUGCUUCCAGACAGCUAGAAGGGGAAUAAGCAAAUGGGAAACAAAAGCAACACAGUAAGCAGAUGAAAACCUUGUACUGAUGAGAAGGAAGACCAAGAAAUGGAACUGAGUUACAUACAAGGAACUAAUGAAACAUGUAGCAGGUUUUGCAAAACAGUGAGUCUUCUAAGUGGUAAUUUGAAGGAAUAAUUGUAUAAAGUGACACUGGAUAAGAAACGCAUUUUAAAACCACUGAGUUGACUCUUAUGUAACACAACAGGCCAAUUAACAAAUUACCUCAUGUUUUAGCUUUAUACAAACUGUCUUUGGUCAAGAAAAAGUUUUAUAUAAAGUAAUACAGCAGUGUUUGCACAACAAAAUGUUUGGUCAUUUAAUUUUUUAUGUAAAGAAAUUAUUUCUAAAAAUGAUCUUUCAUACUAUAUGUGCAUAUAAAGCUGAAAUUAUACUUGAAAGUAAAAAUAAAUCUAAAAUGGAAGAUCA
Protopterus annectens (West African lungfish) is the source of this 3806-nucleotide messenger RNA. RefSeq names its product beta-1,3-N-acetylgalactosaminyltransferase 1 (globoside blood group) (gene B3GALNT1). NCBI's taxonomy places the organism in Eukaryota, Metazoa, Chordata, Ceratodontiformes, Protopteridae. The record is from RefSeq and is a predicted model, not a curated record. Bases 373 to 1329 code for a protein of 318 amino acids. Gene Ontology annotation, molecular function: N-acetyl-beta-D-glucosaminide beta-(1,3)-galactosyltransferase activity. The transcript has 3 exons. Gene Ontology annotation, cellular component: membrane.